Cinara cedri is the source of this 5084-nucleotide messenger RNA. The record is from the annotation of a GenBank genome assembly. Lineage: Eukaryota; Metazoa; Arthropoda; Insecta; Hemiptera; Aphididae.
AUGGAUCAAAUUUAUUGGAAUCGUCGUACUUGUGUCAUUUUAACCGGUGGUAGCAAAGGAAUAGGACGAAGUUUGGCCGUAGAACUCAGUAAAAUAUUGGUUCCAGAAUCAAACAUUAUUCUUCUUGCUCGGGAUACAGAUGGUCUUGAAAAAACUAAAGAAAUGGUGCAUAAAGAAAAUGGGAAAAUUUCUGUCGAGGUAAUAAAAUUAAUCAUAUAGGUAUACUUAUUUUAAUUUAUUUAAAGGUGCUGUAUUUGUAAACUCGGGUUGGGUUAGGUUUUUAUUGUGGUGGAAGUACCGACAUUUUGAGGAAAGUGACAAUUAAUAAUUAAAUUAUUAAAAAGGAUAUUAAGAUAGUGACAUAGUAGGUUAUUAAUAUAUUUCUCUAUGUUUUAGAAUAAGGAAUAAGUACAUAAGUGGUAGCUUAGAGGUGACUUCGACAGUAGACGAAAUGAGAGGAAAUAAACUGAGAUAGGCAGGUCAUUAAGAGACAGGAAUCUUAAGUAGUAAAAAUUGUAAUGGUAAUAAUGAAGAAAGAGAGGGAAAUGAAGACCAAAAAAAAAAAAGCGGUUGGAUGCGAUUGAAAAUUAUCACUGUAUAUGUAUAUGCGGUUUUUAAAAUAUUUACAAUAUAUAAAAACAUAAUUUUUAGAUUCUGAGCGGUGGACGAAGAUGUUUAUGGUUUUACAAUGAUAUUUAUUUAUUUUUUCUGUGGACAGCUUUUCUACUAGAAAUUUUGUCCUAAUUUACAAUGAUAGCACUUUUUCUAAAAGAAAUUCUGACUUGGAAGUAACUUUAAGCAAGUUAAGUUUUGACUUUCCCAGGAGUUUUUCCAAUAAAUAGGAAAAACGUAGAAAAAAUAAGGAAAUAAGUACAAAAUUUGAUAAAUUUUAUUAAAGAAAAUAUAUAAUGUCUAUGAAAUUAUUUUAUCAUAAUAUGACAUAUAUAAUGUUGUUGACACAGCAACACUAUCAACUGAACUCCACUUAGAAACGUUUUUUUGUUAGCAAUAGUAUAUCGUUACUUACAGAUAUACAUUAAAUUAUCUAUAUUAGUAGAUGCACCAGUCCAAAUUAUCCUAGGACGGCUUUUUAAUAUACGAAUAAAUUAUAAAAAGAAAAAACAGACAUGCUUCACACAACAGGUGUGCCACUGGUAUAGGCGAAAAGUUGAGAAGGUAGAAUAUAGAGGGGAAUUUAAUUUAUAUAUGUAUGCAAAAAUAAACCAUAGCCAACGAAAAACGAUUCAGAGCGAAGUUCAGUUAUACAAGAUAAUUCAUUAAGCGUGCUCACUCCAUUUGUUUGCUUAAAUUUUGCAUUUAUUCAAAUUCUUGGAAUUUUUAAGUGUAGUUAAAGUCGAUAUUUUCGAAGACUUAGUUUAAUCCAUAAAUAAACUGAGUAUUAAUUUAAAUAAAUUUUGAAAUUAAAAUUUUUGAUUUCCGUCAACCCGUUGACGAUAUAUUUAAGUUACUUUUAAGUUUAGGUAGAGGUAGAAUAGUGGAACACUAAUAAAACGCCCUGCGCCGUACCGUGUUGCCACACAAAUGACGCUUAACUACUUUCCCACUACCUAAAUUUGAAAGUGAAACAUAAUAAUAUCGUCAACGGAUUGAUGGAAAUCAAAAAAUUUAACACCAACAUCAAUUUAAAGUAAUACUCCGUCUAUUUAUGGAAUUUUUAAUAUAUUUGGAAAACCAAAGUUGGUAUCGUCACAAGAUACUUCUUAAAUGUUGUGAAAAAUCCAAGUAUUCGAAAAUAUCGGCUUCAACUACACUUGAAAUUUCCAAAAAUCAGAAUUAGAACAUGUACACAAUUUAAUCAAAAAAAUGGAGUGAGUACGCUUAGUAAAUCACCCUGUAGAUGUUUUGAAUAUUGGCGAUUUGCGUCAAAAUUUGAUAUUAAAAUUCUUUAAAAAAAAAAUACUACAUUAAACUUAAUUUUUUUUUACUACAAGGUACGACUUACAAUAUUUGAUUACCUUCUUUUUAAUGAGUAUGCAUUUCUGUUAAAAACGUAAAAAACUUGCAACAUUUAAAUGUUUAUAAAUAGCUCAAAAUACCACAGAUGUUUUGAAAAUUUUACUACGUCUAGACAAAGAAAAUAUGAGUUCCCUGUUCAAGUUUCUAUGAAAAUUUUUAAUUGAAUUACAAUAAAAACAAAAUUUAAAAUAAUAAAAGCAUUAUUUUUGUAAAUUUUCCCGGUUUUCCUACUUUCUCCCGAUUUUCCCAUUUGUUAUAAAAAUCGCUUAGAAAAUCAAAAUAUGACUUGUAUAAGGUAUCGAAUAAAUACAAUUUUAUUUACUUGAUUUUACUUGAUAAAUAUAUGCAAAAUUUCAUAUUCAAAAAAAAAAAAAAAAUAUUAAUAGAAGUAAAUAAAUAAACAAUAUCAUUGUCAAACCAAUACAUUCCUUACUACAUUUCGGAUCUAAUAUGCUCAACUGCAAGUAGAUAUUUUAUUUUGGAACUAUAUUAAGAUACGAUAUUUUUUGUUUUCAGUGUUUCCAAAUUAAUUUGUAUCACCCCAGUGUAUCGACUUUUGAAAAUAUUUUGAGCCCUGUCGACCAUACGAAGUAUGAAUUAUUUUUAUUAAUCCAUAAUGCUGGAUCAGUUGGUAAUUUGGAUCAUCUUGCAGCUGAUAUGAACGAUAUUGAAGAAUGGAAUAAGUAAAUAAAACAAUACUGUACCUACCUAUUGACUUUAGAUAAAUUGUGUUUAUAUGUAUUCAAUAUUAAUCUGGAUUGAAAAGAUAAUACAUUUUUUAAUCAAAAGUCUGUGUUUAAAAAUCUUAAAAAUAAAUAAAUCCCAGGGAUGAUACUACAGUUUUUAUUUUCACACAAAAUAACAAAAUUAUUGUUCAAAAUGUUUUCAAUAGGUAAUAAUUUCCAGGAUAAAUGUCUCAAUUUGUUACAAUUUUUCCAUUGAUAUAAAUAAUAACCAAUAAUCGGUAACCAACAUAUGGUGAUCAGUGGUCAUUAGCCAUGCAAAUAAAAUAAAAAUAUGGGGCACUCAAAAAAAAAAUAAUUAAACGCAACGCUUAGUGAACAAAUAUUAAACAAUAAAUAAACAUAUAAUUAUAAAAUAUAUAAUAUGAAAAAAAGGACAGAUAUACUUCGCACGUAGGUGCAGCCACUUUUGUAGGUGGAAAGUUAGAAAGGAAGGGUACAGAUGGGAAUUUAAUGUUUAUCUGUAAGCAACGAUAAACCAUUGAUAACGAAAAAACGAUUCUGAGCGGAUUUCAGUUGACAAAGCAACACUUUGUCAACAAUACAUAUGUAAUAUUAUGGUAAAAUAAUUACAACAAUGUGCGUUUCCACGAAAACAAUAAUUUUUUAAAAAAGAUUUUAAAAUAAUAACAAAAAAUAAAUAAAAACGGUUGCCAAUAAUAUUAUUUUUUAUUGUUUUUUAACCUAAAGAAUCAGGUUUUCCUCAUUAUCUCGAGUACUAAUGAAAAUUUCAAAAGAUGACCUAUCUAAAGUACCACCCAGAGAACAUUGCCUUUCAGAAAAAAUACUAUAUUUUAUAAUCGGAGUAUGUUUUCUGGUAGAACAAAUGUUUACAUAAAAAAAAAUUAACAUCAUUGUAAAACCAAUAAAUUCCUCGCUCCACAACAAAAUAAAUAAGUAGCAUUGAGGCUUUUAACAACAAAUUAAAUAUUUAUGCACAAAAACAAUUUAAUUCAAUUACUCCGUCUACUAUUUUUGUGCGGAAUAAAAUUUAUUGAAAAAUUUAUUAUUUUUAGUGAAAUACCGUCAAAUCGUUUUUAAAAUGUAUUUUUACAAUGACCAUUGCAUAUUUUAAUAUAAUGUGUAUAGGUAACAUAAUGGUCAAAAUAAUAUCCCAAAAAUACUUUAGUAAAACAGAGAUUAUAUUAAAUAAUAUUAGAAUGACACGAAUAAAAUUGUUGUGUAUUGUAUAUUGUGUAUUAACAGUAACGAAAAAUCCGAGAUUAAACGGAACGGAUUAGAAUAAAACGGGACCAAGUGUGUCCCGUAUAACUUUCGUUAGGAUAACCAGACACUAUGUUGAUACACGAAACAAUCCCAUGUAAUACGGGACAUAUGGUAUUAAUUACUUAUUUCAAAAAUCUAAAUAUCAAAUAAAGAUUUAUUUUUGAACGUGCACAAAAUAAAAUAUUAUGUCAAUAUAAGAUAAUUAUUAUUUUAUAUUGUAAAAAAUAAUAUUUCAAAAUAAAAAUUGGUGAUAUUUCGAUUAUUAUGUAAGAUUUGAAAAAAAAGUUUUAUUCUAAUUGCCACUCGAUAAGUAAAUAAUUGUAAUUUUAUUUUUAAAUUAUUAAUAAUAAUUAAGUACAUUAAUUAGACAACACCCCUAUGUAUUGAGUUUAAAAUGAUUGUAAUAUCGUGAUAUUUUAUAUUGACCAAGUUUUGUAAUUAAUUUUUAUCAAAAAUUAUACGACGUUUAACCAUCAUUUUAUAAAUCAAGACUAAUAUUGUAAUAAUGGAGCCGAUGGCCUUAUUUUACCAUGCUUCCAGUGUUUAUUAAUUUUUAUAUUUUUAAUACUAAAAAACAUAACUGUUUCUUAUUGCUAUUAUUUUUGUUCUCAUCUUAUAAUUAAUUCGUACAAAUCAUUUAUUUUUUUUAAUCCAGGUACAUGACAUUAAACUUGUAUUCUGUAGCUUGUUUAACAAAUGUGUUUUUAUCCAAAUUCAAAUCUGAUACGGCCGAAAGAUGUAUUGUCAAUAUGACCUCGUUAUUUGCAAUUGAACCGUUUAAAUCGGUCGGUUAUUAUAGUGUUGGAAAAGCCAGUCGAGAAAUGUAUUUCCGUGUUCUAGCCAUAGAAAAUCCUACUUUAAAUAUUCUUAGUUAUUCUCCAGGUAAAAUAUAUUGUCUGGGAAUUUAUUGUUUUUCAAUUAAACUAAAACGGUUGGAUUUUUAUAGGUCCAGUGUUGACAGAUAUGUAUACGCAGCUUAGUUUGAAUGCAAAAAAUGAAGUAUUACGUGAACAAUUGACCAGUAAACAGCAACAACAAUAUAUUGUAAAAGUUGAAGAUGCUUGUCAAAAGCUUUUUAACACAUUAGCCACGAAAAGCUACACAAAUGGCGGUAGAGUCGAUUUUUAUGAUAAAUAA